This is a messenger RNA of Etheostoma cragini (Arkansas darter), 5057 nucleotides long. RefSeq names its product forkhead box N2a (gene foxn2a). Bases 444 to 1676 code for a protein of 410 amino acids. Gene Ontology annotation, biological process: regulation of DNA-templated transcription. The transcript has 6 exons. NCBI's taxonomy places the organism in Eukaryota, Metazoa, Chordata, Actinopteri, Perciformes, Percidae. Gene Ontology annotation, molecular function: DNA-binding transcription factor activity; cis-regulatory region sequence-specific DNA binding. Gene Ontology annotation, cellular component: nucleus. The record is from RefSeq and is a predicted model, not a curated record.
CACACUUUGUUCAAUUAUUUUUAUUCCCAUCACUACAUCAGUAUAUACCUUAUCCCUCAUCAAAUGUGUUUAAAACACUAUUAACAUACUUACCUCCUCUAUGUUGCGUUACAAGCAGCUGCCGAUAAAAGUGAAAGCACAUUUCAAGAUGCAAAAUAGGAUGGCGUGCGCGUUCGCGGAGCUCCUGCGCUGCGGCAGUUGCCAGGGGAGAUAGGAGGGGAGGGGUUUUUAUUGGCUGAAGUGGGUCUGUUGCCAUGACGACGGCAAGGGGUUUGGUAGCGUUGCCGUGCGCUGUGUGAUCUGCGCGCUGCGUGUAUGGAGGAAGCAGCUGCUGAUCUGAUCUCUGACAUUGUGUGAGACAGACAUCUGAAUAAACUGCGCACGGACGUGUCUUUAACCGUAACGCACCGAGGCACGCCGUGCAUGAUUACCUCUUCGAAUUAAUGGGUCCAAUCAUUGGGAUGUCACCAGAUAAGAAAACGGAAAUUCCGGGUAUGCAAGAGGAGCGGACAGGGCUCAAAGGUGUUUGUGGUGUGGGGACACUUCCUGAGGCAGAGUGUGCGUCCAGUCCGCUGGCGACCAGUGUGGAUCGUACUGGAGGCACUGAGGACGAGGAGCUCACCAACCUCAACUGGCUCCAUGAGAACCUGCUUCAGAACUUCACUUUGGGAGGUCCGGAAGCUCAGCCCAGUGGCAGUCCCCUGUUUGACAUAGAAGGAGACUACGGGUCCAACCAGGGCCCGUCGUCCUCGUCCUCGUCUUCGCCACACAGCCGAGGCAGGGAGCGGGACUCGUUGAAGUCCAAGCCCCCUUUCUCGUUUUCUCUCCUCAUCUACAUGGCCAUCGAGCAGUCUCCCAGCAAAUCUUUGCCUGUUAAAGAAAUCUAUGGCUGGAUUCUCGAGCACUUCCCUUAUUUCUCCAAUGCUCCCACUGGCUGGAAGAACUCCGUUCGUCACAACUUGUCCCUGAACAAAUGCUUCCGCAAGGUCGAGAGAAGUUUGGGAAAGGCCAAUGGAAAAGGUUCUCUUUGGUGUGUUGACCCUGAGUACCGCCCCAACCUGAUCCAAGCCCUUAAGAAGCAGCACUUCCCUGCCGCACAUGCCUUCUGCACACCACCCGCCUCCCCACCCAGUGCCUCCUCACCUCCUCGCCAUCUCUUUCUACAAGGCUGCUCAUUCAAAGAGUCUGACAUUGAUGCUGCCACUGCCAUGAUGCUCUUAAACUCUGCCCCCGGGCACCACGUUGACCCAUGCAAUUCUGACAGCCCGCUGGACCUCUCCCGACCCGACUCUGUCCUGGUGAGCAGUGAUCCAAAGCAGGACCACAACUACAGCAGCGUAGCCCUGCAGCGCUGCUCCUCCCGCUCCUCCUCUUCAUCUCUCUCCUCCCUGGACGAAGGAGGCUGUGACCGCAGGCAGUCCCACCGCGCCGGCAGCGAGGGUUUCCACAGCGAUGAGGACUCUGACCUCUGGGACGAGAGGGGCGUCCACCAGACUUCUCGACGUCCGCCCGCCAUCAAGUGGCCCGCCGGUAAGAGGGCGCGACGUGAGGUCAAGCCAGAGCUGGAUGAGGAGCUAAAGGAAGCCGCUGGCUCCUUGCUGCACCUUGCUGGUAUACGCAGCUGCACAGAGGGCUCCAAACGCACUGUCAAGAGCACAAAACUUAACAGGAAAUGAAGAUUAUUUUUGCCCCCACCCACCCCACCACCACAACUAGACUCCGGACCCUGUGAACCCUAACCUAUGACCCCCGAUCGUGUGUCCCAGUGUGCCUCCUUCUCCUUACCUGAUCGUUCAUUGGCCAUUUUGAGCCUUUUUUGUUCGGGAUCAUCCCUGUCCAACAAAACAAAUGGCAAUAGUAUCGUUCACACAGGAGAACAAAGCCAUAUAGAGACUUUUGUAACUCGGGGGUGACUGCUGGGGCUGGGUUUGGGCUAUGGAGAACCAUCAAGAAACCUAUCCAAAAUGACCUGCCUGCUUCUAUGGGAUUAGAAGAUUGUGAUUCAAGAAUUUUAUUCUGAAAGACAAAACAGGAAAAGCUGAAGGUUUUAUAACUCAAAGCGUUGCAUGCUUCCUCCUCAAACCUGUAUCCUCUUCCAAGUGAAGCUAUUUAUGAAGCGAAUGACUGCAUGUUUGUAACAGACAAAACCUAACCUCCUGGUGUUAUCAGUUUAUCCUUUUAGUGCUAAAGAAAAAAAACAAAUAGCCACUGUUUUGAAUGGAAUUCUUGCUCCAGGAGUCCUCUUGUAAGAGAGAUGCAAUAAUUAAUCCACAACCUUAACUUUUUUUUAAACUUUAUUUCACGGUGGCAUUUUUCAGAGUUGAGUAUGCUAGUUAAACUUUACAAUUAAGAGAAUGAAUGGAGUAGUACCAUGAUCUUGUUAUGCGAUAAACUUCUUACACAUGAGCUCUGGCUCUAUUUCAGGAUUAGCAAGAUGUGGAAAUAGUAUUACUCUCCCACUGCCAAAUUUAGUUGCAAAGUUAGCUAAACUACUUCGCUAAGUCUUGUGCGGCCAUUACAGUCCUAUACAAAUGAAAGCUGUUUUCAUCUUCUUCUUUUUUACAAAUCCACUGCUCAUUCUGUCAAUCCCUUUCAUUCAUCAGUGUGUUUUUGACAAUUAUUGUGCAGACAUACAAUAUAUUCACAUUUGGUGACAGCCUAUGCAAAGUGAACAUCUGCCACCCACUGCCAGAUGUUCACUGUGUGUUCAUAGGUUAUCCCCCAUAGAUUUUAUUUUUUAUUUUGUGUGUGUGUGUGUGUAUCAUAGUGUGUAUCAUGUCGAUUUCAGCCGAAAAGCUUAGAUGACUUUCAAGAAAGAAAAGAGUUUGACACUCUCAAACAUGUUUCUUCUUCUGACAAAGUAGUCCUACUGUUCCAAUGAAUGGGAUUGGUGUAAUGACGGAUCUCCCUGCUACAGCUGUGUUGUAGGGCUGCUUGGUACUCUGGUUGCUUCUGGUCCUUCUCAACGCAGAGCUGGUCAAUAGUGAGAAACAGGAGCGGACUAUAAAUUACCACAGCUUCUCGCUCCAUUAUUUGGAUUUUCAGUUUGAUUACACCACCAUGUGUUCUCCUUGUCUUGUUUUUUUAACCAUGUACUUUAGAUAAAUACAAAAUUAUACAGCAUAUUUUCUGUUUGCUGAUCCUGUGGCAAAGCUCAUUCUCAACUUGAGGGAGGGUAUGUCUGUUCUGGUUUAAAUAACUGAAAGGUGCGGAUCAUAAUGCUUAUUCAAGUAUAAAGAACAAGAAGGGAACAAUGUAGUCCUGGCUAGAUAGAACUGGACUUUGUGUGUGCAGUCACUCGCAGGCGAGAUGUUGAAGACCUGUGCUGCUCUCAAGUUGUGCCUUCAGUUCUUGCUGGCCCACAAGUGUUUUGUCCUUGCUCUUCCUCUUAGAACAAAAUAAGGAAGUGCACACUCUCUUCUCAAGCUGUGAAAUGGAGUGUUUAUUGUCAGUUGAUUGCAUGCAGUUCGCUGAGGGGAAGUUGCUUGUGUAAAAGGCCACAAUUGUCAUUUGAGCUUUUAAAAAGGCUGCAAACACGCAGUGUACAAUACAAGGUAGCAUGGAAGCCCACGAGGGCAACACACUGAAAAUUCCAUUUUUUUUUCCUCCCACAGUACCAGAUCACGUUGUCACAGUGAUUGUUAGUAUAGUAUGCAUGGUCAGUGCCAAACAUUUUCUCGUGCCACUGAUGUGUAACUGCAAAGCACCAUGGUCACUAUAUUCCCCUGCUGCCACAAUGCAGUUAUGAUUAAAAGUAACAAUGCCCUAGUUUUCUGAAUCAUCCGAACAGGAAAUGGGAGAGGCCUUUGGUCAGCACAGUGACUUAACCAACCGUUUGGUGUAUUUUUGUCACUUUAGAGUGGGAACUGCUCUAAGCAGAGUAAACUGCAGUUCUCAUAAGUAAUACUUGCAUACACUGGUCUUGUUUAGCUGUGAAAAAAAGAACAAGCUAUUGUUCAUUAAUCAUCACCUUAUUUAUGACAUUAAUUUAUGGGCUUAUUGAAUGCUUAAUCUAUCAAACACUGGUCAUUUGAAACAAGUGACUAGGCACAUUAAUUUUCUCCCUCUGUGAGUUCCUCUUAAGUAUUUUGUUUAUCUCCUCAUUCUAUUUUUUCAGCAAUACACCUUUUUUUUCUUUCACUAUCUUAUAGUGAUUAAGUAUUUUGCCAAUGUCUAUUGUCUUUAGAACGGGUUUUUUUCUUUCUUUCUUUCUUCAAUUUAACCAUGACUGCCAGGGUUUCUUGAUGUUUUUGUUUUGCUUUUUUGGCUGGGUAGUUUAACAUUGAUCCUGAAACCUUUUGUUGCCAAAAUUGAUGUACAGCCGGGGUUAAACAUUUAAGAUGGACACAAUCCCCAUGUACUGUAGAAGUUCUUUACAAGAUGAUUGAAUUGUCUGUUUUUUUUACAUUUGUCUCAUGUUUAUGUUUAGAUGUUAUGACUAAGUAGUCACAAAAUGAAGAUAAGCUCUCAAUCUUAUCGCAGAUUAGAAUCUGAAAAAAAAAUUACUGCCACUCAUAACUCAUGCUUCCAGGUAUUUUUAUGGGAUGUGGAAAUGUUUAGAAUAUCAGAAACUGGAUCAGACUCACUAAGUUCCCAGGCUGCUGCUGUGUAGUUUCAGACCUGCAUUUAAGUAUAGAGACACAACUGCAGAGCAAUUAAUGGAGAGACUUCUAGACUUUUUUUGUAGCACUUCCAAAAGAAGUUGGUCUCAAAGUGACGGAGUCCGAUCUGUGGAUGAGCUACUAAACAUUUUGGGAUCCAACUCAAAACCUAGUUGCUUCAUUGCUCAACAGCUGUUAUUGAAUAUUGAUUAUGUGAUUCUCAAAAUUCUGUUUCAGUUCCUAAGGGUAUGAUGAACAUUUUGUUGCAUUUGACAAAGCUGCCAACCCAGUAUCAGUUUGUGUCAGUUGUUUGCCAUGUCUAUUGGACCGACACACCUUUUGGUUUUGUAUGCUAACCUCUGUUGAUAAAAUGUUUAUAAGAUUUAUUUUCGCCAAAGAUAUGCAAUUGCAUUAUAUAUGGUAUUACAAAAUAUUAAUAAAAACCUGUUCUUGUUA